UCUCUGACUCGUAUUUCUUUAAAAGUAAAUCGCCAGGUAAUCUUUCGAUCAACAGUUUAUGAAUACCCAGGUAAACACCUUUUGUUUGGUUUGAAUCAUGCGCUUUUGACGAAAAUAAACAUCACGGAUCACGUCCUAGUUAAAACCUCGAUAGAAGUCAAAGGGUACGGUACUAACCCGAUAUUACAGACGAAGCGACAGGAUGAAGCUACAAAUUGCUGUGUUAUGUUUUGUCUUCAUAGCGCUUGCCUCCGCUAAAAGACAUAGGAGGGGCAAAGACAAGAUGAGAUGCCGAUACGAGCGUGGAGAUUGGGGAGACUGUGAUUUAACAUCAAACACUGUAUCUAUGACCUUGAACCUGAAACAGGGGUCACCUUCAGACUGUGUUCCAACUCAAACAAAGUCUAUCCCAUGUGAACAUCUGGAACAGAUCAAAGCAUGGAAAGCAAAGAAGUUUGAACGAAAGGCAAAGUUUGCUGAACACAGGGAACAUAAGAACAGACUGAAGAAACACAAGAAAGGCUUGAAGGAGAAAUUCGGAAUGGGCUGCAGAUUCGAUGUGUCUGUGAGUGAAUGUAACCAGGAAACCAACAUGGUAACCAAGACAUUUACAGUUACUGGAGGAGAUCCAGCGACAUGUCAACCAGAAUCUAUCGCUUAUUCAUGUGAACUUCACGAGAAACUCAUGAGAUGGAAACAGAAAAGACAAGACAAAAGGAAAAAUAAGAAUCACAAAAGGAAGGAAUGGAAAAAUAAAAGACACGAGAGACGACAGAACAGACGUGAAAGACUAUCAAAUUCAAAUUAACAAAUUAACAAAUUAACAAAUAGGCUAUAGUUACUACCAUUAAGAGUGAACAAACAAGUUAAUCACAAAUUUAGUUAGAUAUGACCUUUUUUUUUUUUACCCAAAACCAUUUUUUAUAUUUGUAAAUGUUAUUUUUUUAUAUUGCAUUAUAAAUCAUACUUGAGACAUCGAAACCAUAUACUGCUAAAUGUUUAAUCUAGCUUUAAAUCUAAUGUCAAAGAAGUAUAUGUCUGUUUAUUAGAACCACGUUACGUAUUUUGUCAAGUUUUUAUUGUCUGUGACAUUUAUGUUUUAACAUUGACUGUAAAUGUUUUUAAGUGUAUUUCCAAUAAAAUAUUUUUUAACUUCUUGA
Messenger RNA from Mytilus trossulus (common blue mussel), 1160 nucleotides. RefSeq lists its product as uncharacterized. Gene Ontology annotation, molecular function: growth factor activity. The record is from RefSeq and is a predicted model, not a curated record. The transcript has 4 exons. NCBI's taxonomy places the organism in Eukaryota, Metazoa, Mollusca, Bivalvia, Mytilida, Mytilidae. The coding region runs from base 203 to 808 and encodes 201 amino acids.